AUGCUGGCGCGCCGCAAGUUCCCCAGCGGGCUCCACAUGCCCCAAAUCAACGGAGAGGCGGUAUCGCUUCAAGGGCCCAUUAUGCCCCCAGGUCAUCACCAACAAACAGCGAUGAAUCAGGCCGCCAUGGCGCAACAUCAUCCUUCAGGCCAAGCCCUUACGAGCGAGUUGGCUAAGCGACGUAGUCGAAAGCCUACCGAUAAGACGCUGCCGGAUGGUGUAGAGGACUGCAUUAUCGAUGCCGAGGUUGCCCAAAGGUAUAAGGGACUACGCGAUUUCGAGCGUCGCCUGGAUGCAACCAUGACGCGAAAACGUCUGGACGUCGUCGAGGCUGUGGGUCGCAAUGCAAAGCGCUACAAAACUCUCCGUAUCUGGAUCAGCAAUACUGUCGAAGAUCAGGCAUGGCAAGGAAGUGGGCUUAGCGUUGACAGUUUCGACUUUACACCCAGUGCUGAGCCUUCUUAUCGCGUGAAGAUCGAAGGCCGCCUGCUCGAGGAUGGUGAAGAUGAACCAUCGGAUGACCAGACCUUGUCUCGUGUCGACGGAGACAGCGGGCCUGGCUCAAGGCGGCAAAGUUCCGCAACCACGCCUCACAAAUACCGACUGUCUCACUUUUUAAAGGCCCUCAACGUUGACUUCGAUCGGAGUCGCUCACGAGCAGCAUCGGAUCAAACUGUUGAGUGGAAGAAGCAGCCUGCGCAGAACGCCGCGGCUGGCACAGACUUUGAUGAAUUUACUUUCAAGCGGAGUGGAGAUGAGAACAUGAACAUCACCAUCAAUUUGCACAGACAGGAAGACCCCGAGCGCUAUCUACUGAGUACCGAGCUGGCCGAUAUUGUAGACAUGGCAGAGGCUUCCAGACAAGAAGCUGUGCUAGCUGUAUGGGAGUAUAUCAAGAUGAUGGGCCUGCAAGAAGACGAAGAAAAGCGCAACUUCCGUUGCGAUGAGCUUUUGAGAAAGAUUGUCAAUGGUAACGAAGUCGGCAUGAUUCCCAACCUCAAUGACUACAUCCAGCCUCAUCUCCGACCACAACCUCCUGUCAACUUACCUUACACGGUUCGAGUUGACGAAGAGUUUCAUAAAGAUCCUCAGCCCACUAUAUAUGACGUUCGAGUCGCUGUUGAUGACCCUCUGCGAUCGAAGCUGCUACCAUUCAUGACAAAUCCAGCAUACGCUACCGCUCUUAAGGAGGUUGCCUUAAUGGAUGAGCAGUUAGCGACUGUGGUAUCGGCAAUUGCCAGUUCAAAAGCGAAGCAUUCAUUCUUCACCUCGUUGAGUCAAGAUCCCACCAACUUUGUGAGGAACUGGAUCAGCUCACAGAAGCGAGAUCUGGAAGUGAUCAUGGGAGAGGCAACGAGGGGCGGCGGAGAGGAUGCCACCGGUGACGAUUGGAGACGUGGCGGAAAGGAUAGUGUUUGGGCAUCGUCCAAUGCGCGUGAAAGUGUUAGUGUGAUGCUGGCGAAACAGCCAACUCAGUCUUCUCGGUAG
Colletotrichum truncatum is the source of this 1488-nucleotide messenger RNA. The record is from RefSeq and is a predicted model, not a curated record. Lineage: Eukaryota; Fungi; Ascomycota; Sordariomycetes; Glomerellales; Glomerellaceae.